AACUCUGUCAUUUACAAUUAUAAUUCUCUGCUGUUUCUGAAAAUCUCAUUAAUAGCAUGUACCCUGCUGCAACAAUCCUAUGAUGUUGAAUCUUCAGAUGCACUGAAAAAUUCUCUGUCCUCCGAAACAUGUCACAGGUUUAGGAAGCAGAAAAUUAAGUAGCCAUAAAAGUCACACAGAACAUAAUGGUAUAUAUCUUUGAAUAAUUGUUAGUGCUUACAUGCUGCUACUGCUCUGCUCUUGUUUGGAAAAUGGUUUAUGUUUUAGGGGCUCACUGCCUGCCUUCCAGCUCAAGAGGACAGCUGCUGUAAAAAUAUGUCUGACUGAAUCUUCCAAAACAAGCUUUAUAUGUGAUUUCUGCUGAUUAGGGAGACAUCUGGGAAUCAAAUAAAUUAGUUAACUACCUCAUGAACCUUGAAUUUAGUGAUAACUUCACAGGGGGUUUGCAUAUAAAACAUCCUUCAGUUGAAAAUUGACAGCAUGGAUCUGGAUAGGCAGGGGGGGUAAAAUUUGGCAGAAGCUGCAUUCUCAAAACUGUCUGUCAUCUGGUAGUGUCUCUAAAAUCUGUCAAGUGCCUGGAUGGCUAAUACUGAACUUCCUGACUGCAGUAAGAAGACAGCUGGCAUUGGGUUGUAAGGUAGAUAGUCUAAUAAUUGGGUGCCAUUCUGCCUUUUGUGUAAAAAGACAAUUAACUUUUAGUUUGAUUACACUUCACUCCCUGUGCAUGCAUGCCCUCUUCCUUCAUCAUUCUUUUCUGCCUCCUUCUGCAGGUGACACAAAUUUGAGCAAUGAGAAGAGUGCACCUACCCCUGUAACUGCCAGGAGGCUCACAUCUCUCGGAUCAACAGCUGCUAAUGGGACUCUGAAGCCUAAAAGAGAUGUUCUCCUUAUGAAAGAGAAAAAGAAACAGAAGGCACUGGAGAAGGAGAUUCGUGCAUUAGUGAGAGAGCGUGGAGAGCAGGAUAAAAAACUUCAGGCUCUGGGUGAGGAUUUUGUUAAGAAUGAAGCAAAGCUGAGUGCUGCAGUUCAGGAGAAAACAUCUCUCUUGGCAAAUGUUGCAUGCCUGAAAAAACAGCUUCUGGAACUAAGAAGAACCAAUGAACUCCUAAAGUCAAAGCUGUCUGAAGAUGGCAUGCAAAAGAAAAUGAGCAGCCUGUGCCUGGAGUUAAUGAAGCUCAGAAACCAGAGGGAUGCUAAGGAAAAGACUGCACUUGCAAAGCAGGAAGACAUGGAAAUGAAGUUGCAGGAAGUGCAAAGAAAUCUAGAGCAUUCGCAAGGAAAAGUAGCACAGUUGCAAGAAAAACUGUCUGCUACUGAGAAAGAGAAAGUUGAAGAAAAGUCAGACACUGAAAAACUUUUGGAAUACAUCACAGAACUCAGCAGUGUUGCAGAAACAGUUGAGAAAUACAAACUAGAUGUUGCCCAGAUGGAGGAGACAGUGAUAAAGAAAGACCAAGAUAUUGAGAUCCUGAGGGCUACCCUCAAAACUAAAGAGGAAGAAUCUUUUAAACUGAUACAAGAACUUAAUGAUAGGUGUGAAUUGCUUCAACAAGAUAAAGAGAAAGAACUGUUGGAGACCAGAGGAAAAUUCCUAAGUAUGAAUGCUGAAAUAGAACAUUUGAAGAAAAAAAUUUGUUUAGAAGAACAAGAACACCAAAAACUGCUUCAGAAACAUGAGGAGAUGGUCUCUCAGCUGAAGAAAGAGAAGGAGUCAUCUGCAUCAAUGCACCAGCAGUUACUAGAGCUUCAAGAUGAGGUAACAAAUGAGAGGCGUCUUCUUGAAGAAGAGCUGAACGAUGCCAUGAAUGAGCUGAAUAAAUUGCAUGCACAGGAGAAGAAAGCUGAAAAGCUGGUGAAGCGGUUGGAGCAAGAAAUCAAAUCUCAAGCUCUUCAACUUUCACAGAUGGAAGUACAGCUGAAAGGGAAGAAUGCAGAGUUGGAGCAAAUCAAUGAAAUGCACAGCAAAGCUGCUCUGCAAAUCCAGGAAGAGCACAGCAAGACACUGCGUAAACUCGGAGAGACUGUUGCUGAGUUUGAAAGUUACAAGAAGACAACAGCUGAAGAAAUAAGCAGUCUUAAACUGGAGAACACUUCUUUGCAAGAAGAGGUUGUCAACCUAAAAAAAGUAGGCCAAGAUCAUCUACAGCUGCUUCAAGAAGCAGAAAACACUAAGAACAAAGCAAAAGAAGAAUGUGCAAGGAUGCUUUUAGACACCCAGACAAAGCUUGCACUAAAAGAAGCAGAAACAGAGAGAACAAAAGAGUCUUGCUUUGCACAAAUGACUAAACUUCAGGAAAAACUGGACAAGCAAACCGAAGAUCUGAAAAGAAAAUUCGAAAUGGAAAGACCAAGGAAAACCGUAAAUGAAGAUGUGACCUCCAGCUUAAAAGAAGAGAUAAAGACCUGGCGUAAGCUGUAUGAGGAUUUAUAUAACAAGACAAAGCCUUUUCAGCAACAACUAGACGCAUUUGAAGCAGAGAAGAAUGCACUCUUAAAUGAGCACGGUGCUGCCCAAGAAGAAUUGAAUAAGCUAAGUGAUGCAUAUGCUCAACUACUUGGCCACCAGAACCAGAAGCAAAAAAUCAAGCAUGUUAUGAAGUUGAAGGAAGAGAAUACCCACCUAAAGCAGAAUGUCUCAAAACUGCGUUCAUUGCUAGCCAAAGAAAAGCAAAGCAACAGAGAUCUUCAGGAGCAACUGCAUGCAAUUCAGGGUGCUCGGCGUUUCGAGCCUUCUAAAGCUUUCCAGCAUGAUAGCAAGGAAAAUAUUCCUCCAAAAUCUCCUUUUAGAGAAGGUAAUAAAAACAGAAUUUAGUCUCUUGGUACUAAGAAAAAUACCGUAAGUCACCAAUGAAUUCCCUCAUGUACUACAGAAGACUUCAACAGACUACUGUUCAAGGUGAACCUGGAUGCAGUAUAUAAUACAACUUAAUGGGAGUACUACAGGAAUGGUCUAAACCCAUAUGUUUUUCAAAAAACUAGGCUUGGUUAUGCUAUUACUGAGAAGCCAUGAGCAUACAGGUAACUAUGUUCCAGGUGCCUGGUAACAUCAUUGUGCUCUUUAACUCACCGAUUCAUGCUUUUGUGUGCUGGAGCUGCUUAGCUUGGUUUUGACAGAGAAACCAAGAAGAGGUGAAUAAGCACUUAAGAGUAAGGAUGAUGCGUUAAAUUUAGUGUCGUGAAAUAUGUUUUUUUUUUUUUAUUCUAGCUCAUGGUUUUAUAAUGUUUAAUUUUGUUUAUGGUUGUUUUAAUACCAGUGACAGCAAUGCUGCUAGGAGACACUUUCUUCUCUGGCCCACAUAAUACAGAACCAGUGCAGAAAACUGGACUGUACACUUUUGAUAUUCUUAAUGGGAUCUAUGUUCAGGACAUGCUAAUUUCAAUCCUGGGGCUGGAUACCGCAGCUGUUGAUCUUCAGAAGAGGAUUUGCUGCUCAAAUUCAAAUUGACUGCAUUUUAGGUGUUAGUAUACUGAUGCCAAGAUUCGUGUCUUCAGAGAAAUCUCUGUUCCACAAAUGCUGAGCUCACUGGACUCCCACAGUCAUAAGUUUGUAGUUGCUGUAAUUGAUCAAUGCUACCUGAAGGGGAGUAACAGUGGAACUUGUCUUGAUGAGGUGGGAGGAUCCCUGCUGUGUAGACACGUUUAUUGUACAGACCUGAAUUUUGGCAAUGUGGAAAGAAUCUGUUUGCGUUUAAAAUCUAAGAGUGUUUCAGCACAAUAAAAAUUUUGAAUUAAA
Messenger RNA from Neopsephotus bourkii (Bourke's parrot), 3733 nucleotides. It is a transcript of the gene HMMR, whose product is annotated as hyaluronan mediated motility receptor. The transcript is spliced from 16 exons. NCBI's taxonomy places the organism in Eukaryota, Metazoa, Chordata, Aves, Psittaciformes, Psittacidae. Gene Ontology annotation, cellular component: membrane. Bases 725 to 2812 code for a protein of 695 amino acids. The record is from RefSeq and is a predicted model, not a curated record. Gene Ontology annotation, molecular function: hyaluronic acid binding.